CAGCGCAGAGACGCAUAUUGGACACUGUACACCCUCAGCAACUCCAUUCCUCUAAACGGGCCGCGCGGAGGUGCAUGGCCCCAUUUCCCUGUAUGAUGAUGAAUCCUGUGCAGGGGUCGCCGUCCCAAGACGCCAAACAGCUUCAUCAGAAAGAGGAGACGGACACGGAGGGAGAGGAACUUCAGCCUAAAGACAUGACCACAGAUAAAGGAUACAAACUCCAGCGGAGCAGCCUCCCGUUUAGCGUCGAGUCGUUGAUUUCCAAGAAGACCACCUGUCGGACUUCUUAUUCCCCCGCAGAUUUAGCUCUGGUGCUGCCGAAGCCCGUGGCCGGGCAAAGCGGGGCGCAGUUCUCUCCAAGGACUCUUUACGCGGAGAGGAAGGUUUCCGCGGAGAGCUCGCAGGGUGUUUCCAAUAGCUCCAGCGAGGACAGUCCGCAGUUUUGUGAGAAGGAUCAGAGCACUUGGUUCCAGACGUCCUCCUUUCCCACUCCGCCUCGGAGCUCAAGUCCAACUCAGUGUACUUUAAGGAAACACAAAAACAACAGGAAACCUCGCACGCCUUUCACUACCUCCCAGCUGCUCGCGCUGGAGCGCAAGUUCCGCCAGAAGCAGUACCUCUCCAUCGCCGAGAGAGCCGAGUUCUCCAACUCUCUCAACCUGACGGAGACUCAGGUCAAAAUUUGGUUUCAGAACAGGAGGGCCAAAGCCAAGAGACUGCAGGAGGCCGAGCUGGAAAAGUUUAAACUGGCCUCCAAGCCCGUCCUGCCCGCCUUCGCGCUGCCGUUCCCCCUCGGAGCGCACAUGGGGUCUCCGACGUGGGGCCCGUCAAGCGCCUUCCCGAGGCCCAGUCUGCCGGUCCCAGGACUGUUCAGUGGACCCGUCACUUAUGGGAUGUACUAUUUGUCUUAGUGUUACUGUGUCUGUAUGUGUGGUUUUAAGAGAAAAAACAGUCCUCUGUCAUGGUUGCAAUACACUUAUGAACGAGGAUGAUGCUACAUCUCGGAAAACAUUUUCAUAUUUUCAAUUCCGAGUUUACAGAAAUGUUCUGACCUCCAGAAUAGAAAACUGUUAAAAUGUGGGACAUAUUUUUGAUGUAUAAAUGUGUGCGUAACUGGACGGAGUGAGUUCACUUGCUCUCCUCAUUUUAAGAUGAGAUGAGGUGUCCAGUUGUGGGUUGUGGAUUCACAGGCCUAAAUUGCUUAGGCAAAACUCCAGAAGUAAAUGUCAGGUUUUUAAACGACAUGCCUUAAACAUCUCAUUCCAGCUUCAGUCCGCCGUGCCCCGCAGUAGUUUGUGUGGAUGCACAUUUAAAGUGUGUCCGGACAUGAAGGCAAUGAUCUGAGGUGGAGGAAAUUGUUUAAAAGCAACAGAAAAGUACUUAAACGGUGUCAGUGCCUUAAGACCAGAGUAUCACUUGAAGUAUUUCUCCUAAUUCAGCUUUGACUGUUUCUAGUAAAACUGCAGUUUUCCGGAGUUGCUGUUUGAAUGUUUGCAUUUCCCUACAGUUCCUGUCACGAUUCCUAUAUUUUGUAAAAAUGGAGCAAAAUUAUAUUUUAGAACAACACAUGUAUUAGGUCGGUUUUUUUUACUCUCACAACGUGGCCUUUAUGGGAGUGAUGGUAGAUUUUCUCUGAGGAUUUUUGCUGUAAAUGUAAAUAAAAUGUGUAGUGUUCAUAAAGUCCUGCGGCCUC
Messenger RNA from Morone saxatilis (striped sea-bass), 1693 nucleotides. RefSeq names its product homeobox protein MSH-C-like. Gene Ontology annotation, molecular function: DNA-binding transcription factor activity, RNA polymerase II-specific; RNA polymerase II transcription regulatory region sequence-specific DNA binding. NCBI's taxonomy places the organism in Eukaryota, Metazoa, Chordata, Actinopteri, Moronidae. The transcript has 2 exons. The record is from RefSeq and is a predicted model, not a curated record. Gene Ontology annotation, biological process: embryonic morphogenesis; regulation of transcription by RNA polymerase II. Bases 75 to 911 code for a protein of 278 amino acids. Gene Ontology annotation, cellular component: nucleus.